Molecule: messenger RNA, 669 nt
Organism: Saccostrea cuccullata (small rock oyster)
Lineage: Eukaryota; Metazoa; Mollusca; Bivalvia; Ostreida; Ostreidae
Exons: 3
Coding region: 90-623 (177 amino acids)
Cellular component (GO): membrane
Source: RefSeq, a predicted model, not a curated record
AUUCGAUCCGGGAUGUCAUUACAAAAAUUAUCUCAAUUCUUAUGUCACCUCUACAUGUAGCUCAGGCAGUUUACCCAUGAAGCUUGUUAAUGAUGAUGCGAGCAGCUAAAAUAGCUUAUUUAUCUUUUUCGUUGAUUGUAGUUUGUUUACUACUACAGAUUAUUGUUUUUAGCGUGCCGUCCUGGGUGUACUAUAAUAAUGGACAGUACAGUACUUACUUUGGACUGUGGACUCUGUGUUCGGGUAUGGUGGGAAGAGAAACGUGUGCCUCAACCAUUGGUCACCCCUCUUUUUUUAAUCAAGAAUGGUUUCAGGCAGUACAAGCACUUGAAUGUCUUGGUUUAGUGGCGAUUGUAGCCGCUAUCAUCUGCAGUUUUAUAUCCAUAUUUUUGUCAAAAGCUGAACGGAUUUUGAAUUAUGCCACUUUCAUUUUGAUGAAUACAGCAGCUUUGUUCAUCUUGAUCGGUGCUAUAAUAUUUGGCGCCCGGGUGAAUUCGAUACCCUCCACCGUGCUGCUAGCUAACUAUCUCUUCGUUCCGUAUGGUUUCAACAUAGUGUGUGGAGCUCUAUGUUCUGUUGCAGGUGUAUGCAUGCUGGCUUACAAACUAGGGCAUAGCUCCUAAGUGCCUGUGUUGGACCUCUGUUUGCCGUGUGCCAUGGCUUUUCUAC